Tympanuchus pallidicinctus (lesser prairie-chicken) is the source of this 3332-nucleotide messenger RNA. It is a transcript of the gene GALNT2, whose product is annotated as polypeptide N-acetylgalactosaminyltransferase 2. The transcript is spliced from 16 exons. Bases 83 to 1786 code for a protein of 567 amino acids. Gene Ontology annotation, cellular component: Golgi apparatus. The record is from RefSeq and is a predicted model, not a curated record. Lineage: Eukaryota; Metazoa; Chordata; Aves; Galliformes; Phasianidae.
CCUGCGCGGCGGCGGUGGCGGCGGGCGCGGCGGCUGCUGCUGCUGGCCGUUUCCUGGUGGCCUGGCGGCGGCGCGGGGGACGAUGCGGCGCAGGUCCCGGCUGCUCCUCUGCUUCGCCUUCCUCUGGGUUCUGGGCAUCGCUUACUACAUGUACUCGGGCGGCAGCGCCGCGCUGGCCGGCGGCGGCGGCGGCAGGAAGGAGGACCCAAAUGACAUCGAUGCCAAAAGGAAAGACUUGCAUGUCAGUGAUGGUGAGGACAAAGCACAAAGUGUGGAGACAUUGCCUCCAGGCAAAGUUCGGUGGCAAGACUUUGAUCAAGAUGCUUAUGUGAGCGCUACCAUGGUGCGAUCUGGUCAGGAUCCAUAUGCUCGCAAUAAGUUCAAUCAGGUAGAAAGUGACAAACUACGAAUGGACCGAAACAUUCCUGACACGAGACAUGAUCAGUGUCAACGGAAACAAUGGCGGAUAGAUUUGCCAGCCACUAGUGUGGUGAUCACCUUUCAUAAUGAGGCAAGAUCUGCUUUACUUCGAACUGUUGUCAGUGUCCUUAAAAAAAGCCCAUCACAUCUUAUUAAGGAAAUCAUACUAGUGGAUGACUACAGUAAUGAUCCUGAUGAUGGUGCUCUAUUGGGAAAAAUUGAAAAAGUGCGAGUUCUUCGAAAUGAUCGCCGAGAAGGCUUGAUGCGCUCCCGGGUCAGAGGGGCAGAUGCAGCACAAGCAAAAGUACUUACUUUCCUGGAUAGUCACUGUGAAUGCAAUGAACACUGGCUGGAGCCACUUUUGGAAAGAGUAGCUGAGGACAAGACCAGAGUUGUGUCUCCUAUUAUCGAUGUAAUUAAUAUGGACAACUUCCAGUACGUGGGGGCGUCAGCUGAUUUAAAAGGCGGCUUUGACUGGAACCUGGUAUUCAAAUGGGAUUACAUGACACCAGAGCAAAGAAGAGCACGGCAAGGAAACCCAGUUGCUCCCAUAAAGACACCCAUGAUAGCUGGUGGGUUAUUUGUGAUGGACAAAUCCUAUUUUGAAGAACUGGGGAAGUAUGACAUGAUGAUGGAUGUUUGGGGUGGAGAAAACUUAGAGAUCUCGUUCCGAGUUUGGCAAUGUGGUGGGAGCCUAGAAAUCAUCCCUUGCAGCAGAGUGGGUCACGUAUUCCGCAAGCAACAUCCGUACACAUUUCCUGGUGGGAGUGGUACUGUAUUUGCAAGAAAUACACGCAGGGCAGCGGAAGUCUGGAUGGAUGAGUACAAGAAUUUCUAUUACGCAGCAGUGCCUUCAGCCAGGAAUGUACCUUAUGGAAAUAUUCAAAGCCGAAUGGAACUCAGAAAAAGACUUAGCUGCAAACCCUUCAAGUGGUAUCUUGAAAAUGUUUAUCCUGAGUUACGGGUACCUGAUCAUCAAGAUAUAGCUUUUGGGGCUUUGCAGCAGGGUACCAAUUGCCUUGAUACUUUGGGCCAUUUUGCAGAUGGUGUUGUUGGAGUUUACGAAUGUCAUAAUGCCGGAGGAAACCAGGAAUGGGCCUUAACAAAGGACAAGUCAGUGAAACACAUGGAUUUGUGCCUUACUGUUGUGGACAGAGCACCUGGUUCACUAAUAAAACUUCAGGGCUGCAGGGAAAAUGACAGUAGACAGAAAUGGGAGCAAAUUGAAAGCAACUCUAAACUGAGGCACGUUGGCAGCAACCUCUGUCUAGACAGCCGAAAUGCCAAAAAUGGUGGUCUCACUGUUGAGAUCUGCAGUCCUUCUUUAUCACAACAGUGGAAAUUCACACUUAAUCUGCAGCAGUAGAACUUACAAGCAAAAUGCUGUUUCAACUCAUAGACAUCGGGCAAAGUUUUGAUUGAAUUACUGAUGUAUUUCUUAAAACUUUCCACGGAACUUAUAUACCUCAGUAUUCCAUCUUUAUCUGAAAGUAGGAGAGUGCUGAAGCGGACACCAGGGAACAGGUGGACUCGGAGCACUGCAAAGAUUUCACUGAACGUGGCCUCAGCACGGCUCCUUCUUGGUGUGAAGACUUUAACAGUUCCUUUCUGUCUUCAGUUACAUACUUGCACAGCAGAUAACUAACUCUAGGAACAACUGAUGUAUGAUAGAAAAAGGAUCUUGAAAAACGCCUGUGGGGAACAGGGUCUGGGAGGGAGGGUGGGAAAAAUUACCAGGAGAAGGUCAUUUGAAAUCUCCAUUUACAUAGAAAUGCAUUGUUUGUUGUUUCCAAAAACAGAAGUGUCAUUUUGAACGUUUUUUUUUCUUGUGUGUACUUGGUAAUUUGAAUAUGAACUUUUCUAUGAUGGACUCUAAAUAUAAAUAUAUAAAAUAUAUAUAUUGCCAGCUCCCAAUGAUUUGUAUCGAUUUUCAUCACCCUAUAAUUAUCAACGAAGUCAUUGGCGUAUGUAUAACCAGAAAUUGGAUCAAAAUGCUAGAAGAGUGGAUGUUAACGAAGGUGCAGAUUUUGUGCUGCUGAGUAUGAUGUCCGUGCUAACACUGGAUGCUUUGCUUUGCAAACUGGAUCUACGUUUUGAAGCUUCUCCCUCACUGGAGAUCAUGAAACUCAGGAGGAGAAAGAAAACAGCAGAAUAAGCCAAUGCAUCUGCACAGAUGAUUGCUCGGAUUGUUUAUUCCAGCUUGGGAAUUCAUUACACGUGCUCUGGAUAUCGUUAAUCUUGUACUUGAUAUUUGUGUUGAUGAUUUCUGUAAUAUUAUGUCCUGAAAUACUUCUCUUCAUUACAAAAUUGUACGAGUGGUGCAAAUCUUGCACAGAUGCAGCCAUGUGGGUUCAGCACAAUUUUAUUCUGGGCCCUCAUCAUAACAAAAAUUUCCUUGUCUCAAACUCCCCUCUUGAGUUCUGAGAAUAAGGUGGAAGGGAACGUCACUGUUGGCAGCAUGAGGUCUGAAUUUUAAUUUGCAAGGAUGAGCAGUUAGGUAAUAUCUCUGAAUUGCACUUACUUAAUUUAUAGGCCUGCUACUGGGUAACUUUCUUGUUUGUUUUUUUUUGUUUGUUUGUUUGUUUUUUCAUUAUAUGGGGCUUUUGGGUGGAUUCAGGUUUGGCUCUGGGAAUCAGUCUGGAUACCAGCAGAUCCUAUGUGGUGUUUUUCACCACUGAGCCUGUGUGUUUUACAGCGACAACUCAGCUGAUGUCAUUUUUAUAUUAAAAUAAUACUGUCAAAGUUAAAUCAACUUUGACCUGUACUUUCUUAUGUUUGCAUAGACUAUGUACUUUUUUAUUAAAACAAAUAAAUAAUUAAAUGCUUGAAUGAGCUUCUAAAAUGAAAAGUGAGUAGUUUCAGCACUGAUAAGUAACACAGCAUUGGUGGGAGGAAAAAAAGAAAAGAAAUAG